AUGAAUCGUGGAAGAUCAUUCGGUGUCUUGAGUCUGACUGCGAUAGUCAGAUUCAGUGGAUCACUCGUUGAUCCAAGUGUAACGUCGUUGCUUGUGGAUGAAGAGGUGAAGAGGCUGGCACCACUACCCGCCAACAUAAAAAGCAAGCUUGAAGUACACCAGCCACGAAUUGCAACCCCCAUCGCACUCAACACGAUCUUCGAUACAAUAUUACCGAGGCUAAUCUCACGUACCCGAAUUGUCCAUCGAGGAAUCCAAAAGGUGACGAUGAGAUUUUCAUUGAUUCCGAGCAUUAUGAUUGCCGGUCUUACCCUGUCCAACAGUUUGAGCUCAACGCCGAUUCCCCAGAAUAAGCUGGCUGAGAAAAGAAUCAUCAAUUCACAACAUACAAACUAUGGUGCUGCACCCUCCAUAUACACUCCUGGCUUUCAGGGUUCGGGCGGCGAUACAAACAACAAAUCAUUUCCUCCAGGAUUUUAG
Puccinia graminis f. sp. tritici CRL 75-36-700-3 is the source of this 480-nucleotide messenger RNA. RefSeq lists its product as uncharacterized. The record is from RefSeq and is a predicted model, not a curated record. Lineage: Eukaryota; Fungi; Basidiomycota; Pucciniomycetes; Pucciniales; Pucciniaceae. The transcript is spliced from 4 exons. Bases 1 to 480 code for a protein of 159 amino acids.